AUGGACCGCGGUGCCACCCAGUUCUCGCAGUCAGAACACGCGUCUGCUGCUCAAUACCCCGGGAAACAAGACUAUCCCACCUCUGUGACUCCCACCUCGGAGUACAGCGUCUAUCCUCCCUCGGCGCGAUCAGGCAGCGCGAGCAGCGGAGAUCCGUCUAUUGCGGCUCCGAGUCCAACCUACCCUUAUGGGCAGCACUCGCCGUAUGCGCCGAAUCCAGACAUGUCUCAUGGCUACUCCCAUCAGAGCGGAGGCAUGUAUGCGCAGCCCCGACCCGACUGGGCCGGCUACAGCCAGCAUGGAGCUCCUCCUUUGACUCCCGGCCACCCCGUCUACGCUCAAUCCCCAGCGUCUGCUCCUCAGCAGAGACCUAGCCAGGUUUACUCGUUUGUUCCCAUCCCCGGCGCUCAGCAGCACAAACGCCCCCGUAGACGCUAUGAGGAAAUCGAGCGCAUGUACAAGUGCGGCUGGAAUGGAUGCGAGAAGGCCUACGGCACUCUGAACCAUCUCAACGCGCACGUCACCAUGCAGUCUCACGGCCAAAAGCGAACUCCCGAAGAGUUCAAGGAGAUCCGCAAAGAGUGGAAGCAGAGAAAGAAGGAGGAGGAGGCUCAGCGCAAGGCUGAGGAGGAGCGACAGAGAGCAGCAGCGGUUAAUGUCGCGCAAAACGGUGGUGGUGACCCCCAGGCUCCCGAUGGAUACCAGCCCAACCAGUAUCCUGCUCCCCCUUCUGGCAACGUUGGACAACAGCCCAUGCCGGAAUAUGGAGCCAGCCACAUGUACUCCAACUACCAGCCUCACUCUCCCUAUGCUCAGCCCAGCCAGCAGAACAUGUAUAGCCAAUCAAAUGGAGCACCUCCCCCUAGCCACUAG
This is a messenger RNA of Trichoderma breve, 873 nucleotides long. RefSeq lists its product as uncharacterized. The transcript has 8 exons. Bases 1 to 873 code for a protein of 290 amino acids. Gene Ontology annotation, biological process: regulation of DNA-templated transcription. Lineage: Eukaryota; Fungi; Ascomycota; Sordariomycetes; Hypocreales; Hypocreaceae. The record is from RefSeq and is a predicted model, not a curated record.